Messenger RNA from Halichondria panicea, 4717 nucleotides. RefSeq lists its product as uncharacterized. The transcript is spliced from 4 exons. Bases 208 to 4599 code for a protein of 1463 amino acids. Gene Ontology annotation, cellular component: cytosol. The record is from RefSeq and is a predicted model, not a curated record. Lineage: Eukaryota; Metazoa; Porifera; Demospongiae; Suberitida; Halichondriidae. Gene Ontology annotation, biological process: Rho protein signal transduction; regulation of cell size. Gene Ontology annotation, molecular function: GTPase activator activity.
UGAACCCAACGCCACAAACACUAGAAAUACAAGUAAAUUUUGUUCGUUUACAACUUACAAGCUAAAAGCGCUCAUGCAUGUAAUUGUUGGAGCUCAGCUUGCCGGCUAACCUGUACCUAGUACCUGUUCCUGUACCACCUCAGAUUAUUGUCAGCCAAGUAUCCCUGAUUGAUGCUAUCUUUGCUGUGAGCUGAUCGUGUGUCUGCUAUGUCCUCCAAAGAGUUUAUUGCUUGUGUGGUGGGGCUCAGUUUUGAGCCAGGAGAGCCAUUCAAUUGGAAACCAGGCGUUGGAAAGUCUUGUCUGUGUCAUCGCUUCACUCAUCCUGGCCUGGACGAUUACAUCGACAGCCAUCCAUCAGUACUAGCAUUGCACGAGUUUGAGAGCCAUGUCAUCAACAGUGAUCAUUUCUUGUAUUGGGGGUCGCCCGAAGUAAAUUUCCGUACAACAGAUUCUCAUAAGUCUGUUACUCUGAAGGUACACAUUGUGGAGCAAACUGUGUUCUAUCAAGACGUUACUUGUCAGCCAUUCAAUGCAUCCACUAGGCCAGACCGACCCGAGUUCUACAAUAGACGCAUCUCUGGUCCAAUAGAAUCUCCAGGGAAACUAUCCUAUCAAUCGAGGGAUGAUAUUGUAUCGCCUGCAGACUACAACGCUGCCGUGUACCCCUCAGGCAUUUCUAAACUGACUUGUGGAUUUGUUGUGGUUGUGGAUGUGUCUCAGAAAGGUAUUGCAUUUGAGCAGCAGUUGAACAGAGCUGAGAAGGUUCUUGACCAUCUUACAAAGCACAAACGAAAGCUGGUCAUAGCUGCAACGAAGCGUGAUAAAGCGUUCGUUCCUUCUCUUGAUAAAGUCUACGAUAUGAAGAAGAAGUACAAAACCACUGUAGUAGAAGUGUCUGCUGAACAUAACCACAACGUCAAAGAGUGCUUCAGAGUUCUUGCCUACAAGGUGCUCAAGAGCUCUAAACUCUCCUCUCAAGUUCAAACGUAUCCAGAGGCUGCUCACAUUAGUUUGUUCUCAAAGGGUUCAGCCAAAAGAUCGUUUAUCUCGUUUAUCAAGAAGCGAAUCAACGACCCUGACGAGCGUAUUGGUGCCAUCGAGAGGAACGAAGAGUACAAGGACUGUGUGCUGGUGAUUGGCAAGUACGAGACAGACAAACUGUUCGCAAAGCAUGUGCUGGAGGUAUUUAACGGGAAGGUGGAUCUGUAUGCAGGAGCCAAGGACAACCCUGAGAUGAGGGAGGAGUUUCUGGAGGACUUUGUUGCACAGAGGGAAGACCUGGCUCUCUACACUACAGAGCUGAAAGAAUGGAUAGACGCACACAUAAAGGAACUAGACUCGGAUGACGAAGAAGAAAACAACACUUACGAUGAUCUCCCCAGUCCUCAUACCCCUCCCCACAUUGACGACUACCAGUUGUUCCAACGAACCUCCCCCCAUCCUAACCCUCCCUCCCCCUUGCCCCCCAGGCAUGCCCUCAUGGCCACACCACUGGACACAGAGGACAACAAUUCUUACUACUCUGCUAGUGAGGGCAGUGAAGGACCGGACUAUGUGAACUAUGACCCCAAUGAUCCAUCAGUGUGUCUCGAUACUCAAGAUGUCUCUCCAAUACAAAACACACCGUUGCAUAAUACAAGUAAAGUGAUCGCUGACCCUCCGCCCAUUUCACCUCGGCAGAGCAUCAAGAAUCAAGCAAAUGUCCUGGCCAGUUUGCUGGGCCACAAGUCACAAGACCUACCUCCACUAACUGGGUCACAUAAUUCCGAGCAAGCGCCCACCACUCCUACACUGUCCACUUCUCUUCAGCUGACCAAAACAGUACCCCCUCGUGAUAUAAACCCCCCACCACAAGUCACAGCACCCCCUCAUAAAGUGAAGAGCCCCCCACCACCAGCACCCCCUCGUGAAGUGAACCCCCCACCACAAGUCACAGCACCCCCUCGUGAAGUGAAGAGCCCCCCAUCACCAGCACCCCCUCGUGACAUGAAGAGCCCCCCACUAGUCAGCAUCAAGCCCACUGUCAAGCCCACCACUGGACCUAACUUAACUGUCACCAGUAUAAAGAGCAGAGCUCAAAACCUCAGUACACAACUCGGUCAUACACAGGUGGAAUCAUCAACCCCUCCCCCACCAGCACCCAAGCCGAAACCACCACGCUCUCCUGCUAUGCAACGACAACUAGAUAAUGCAGGUUUUGAUUUGUCUAAACAGAAGAGCAAAUCCGUGAGCUCUGAAAGUGAGAAUGGAGUUAGAACACCUCCGCCGGUUGCAACGCGAGUUAGUAGCCUCCCAAGAAACAGUAGCCUGACUGAUAGCGAUCAAGACUCGGCCCCAAACACUCCUAGAUUAACAAGACGACCGUCUAGAGUUGCCCCUCCUCCUCCGAUACGGAACAGCUCACCCCCUGUACCAGUUAGAGCUGCUCCUCCCCCUCCUAUGCAACCAUUGUCUGAGCUAACUCCUUCAAAACCAAAACCACUGUCACCACCUCCCCCUUCAAUAGACGAGACCAGUGAAGUGGACCCUGUACCCAAGCGUAGGCUGGACCAAAUUAGAGAAAAGAUAAGCAAGAGCAAGAGGAACGGUUACGAGACCAAUCAGAUAAAAGACAAACCAGAAACUAUUGUGAACGAGAACAUUUCAACCCAGUUAAAGGAACCACUUAACGAGGAGAAAAUUCGCAGAGAAAGCUAUCAAAAAACUCGGAUCAAGUCAGCCUCCGUAGAUCCUAUCUCCUCUGUAACUCCUCCAAUUGUACGGAAGAAAUACACCAAGCACAUAUUAAAGUCACAGAGCGAGGACCCUGGUCCCACUCCACCUCCGCCUGUGAAACAGUACCUGGCUCGCAUCAAUGUUGACCAACCAACGUGUGUCUCCCCACCUCCGCCACCUCUCCCACCCAGACCAAUGGAGGAUGAGGCUCCCCAGUUUCCACUUCUCCCACCUAGACCAAUGGAGGAGGAUGCUCCCCAGUUGCCACCUCUCCCACCCAGACCAAUGGAUUUAUUAGAUGAUGAGGCUCCCCAGUUGCCACCACGUACUGAAGAAAUGAUGGUCAUUGAAGAAGACAACAAAUCAAAGCCAAAGGGCCCUAAGAAGAACUAUACCAAUGUUGAUAUCACCACUGAUCGUGCGGACUCUAAUAUUACCAGCCCUAUCGGUGCUGGAAUACUCAAAAAUAUACGAUUUCGAUUGAAUCGAAAAGAGAAGUCUCCCUCAACAGACUCUGAGCCACUUACCUCCCCCGCUCACAAAACUUCUCCUUCUCGUAAGCCACUGUUAGGGCCUCUCCCCCCACCACCCCCUUCAUCCCGAGAGCUACCCCCCAUCCCAACCACCCCCCAGGCCCAGUUUGUGGUGAUGAAGAAUCGACCCCUUCCACAAGAACCAUUCCCGAAAGCUGAUAACUAUGACGACGAUGAGGGUCACGACUACGAAAUAUUUGAUUUCAACGAUGAUAUGCAACCAGUGCUUGUGAAGCCACAAUUGUCACUUGAUGCUGGUGUUGUACAUUCAACAAGAGGCAACAAAGAGCAAUGGUCGAUCCCAGCACCUCCAAAUCAGAGGAUAGACGUUACUCAGUCGUUGAAUAUCAAUACCACCUCAUCACUUAUUAAGAAGUCAAAAACUUUCAAUGGCAAUGAUAGACAACGUACGACAGCUACUUCCAAACAGUUCAAUGUUCCCAAAGGUGUGUGGCCGAUGUAUGUUGAUGGUUACGUGAACACUGAACAUCCACCAUCAGGAUUUGAGGUACAACAGAGUCUCUCCGCUGCCAUACAAUCAAGGCAUCUACCGCCCACACCCUUCGAGCAGCUGUCUGGAACAGACCAGACCUCAAAAACAAAAGAAACUCUGGACUAUGACUAUCCUUUCUGCAGAACUCUGCCAUUACGAGGAAAGAGUGGCACAAGCUGGGGUCCGCUGAGUCCAGCGAUAGGUAGUCAGAUUCCUGUCCCACCUCGAUUCCCCCGCCCACACACAACACAGGACCCUGGUGAUGAUGAAGAUGCUGAUGACUACAUUCAUAUGCAAACUCAGUUCGGCAACAUCGAGGGCAGUUACGUCAAUUCCGAGUCAUUGGAGAAAGUUCUUGCCCAGAUUCAACCUGAAAAUAUCACAGCUGAAAACCCACUGAGCCAGUACUCUCGCGAUGACAUGUACAUGAAUCUCCCCGGCGAUAGUCACAGCAUGUCUCUACCCCUCAUGCAGCAUGGAGCCUCCACUGUGAAGAAGGGACCAUCCGUGUUACCGAAACGUACUCGAGCUGCUUCUAACGUGGGUCCCACUCCACUGGUGGGGGAGCAGCGUCCCAGCUGGCCAUCCAAUUUGGAACCACCUGCUGAGGAAAGUGUCUUAGAAGAAGAUGGUCAACUUUAUGUGAACGUCAACGAUAGCCUCCCCUUGUCAGAGAAUGUGUUUGAAGGAGAUGGUGAACUUUAUGUGAAUGUCAAUGAUAGCCUACCCCAGUCCCUCUUUCAACAAAUUGGCCGAGGGUUGGUGUCACCUCCUCGCAGCAAGCAGCCAGUGAAUACACCAACUAUUAGCCUGCCGCCACGAAAUAUCAAGCGAGCAACCAAAGACAACAGUAGUUAAAGACAUUUUAUUUAUUUUUUAUAAUGUGUGUGUGUUUUGUAGACAGGAUAUGUAAUAUCAUUGCUGUUCAUUUUGUUGUCAAUUUAUUACUGUGAUCAAAUGUUGUUUCUUGUGCUGA